UAGCCCAAUGCACCGCUGUGCGUGUGAAUUAUUAUUAUUUUUUUCUUAUUGUCUUUUUAUUGUCUGUAUGGAACAGUUCAAAUGAUCGUGGAUUUGGGGUAGACCACUUUUGACAGCAUGAAACAAUCCGAAAUGCAAAGUUUAUUGUGCUUGUUUGUUUGCGUCUCUGUAUUGCCAGUCUCACAAUGCGCCCACAGCAGAUUUGCCCAGAAGCUCCUCAACAAUCUGUUUGACAACUACACGAGCGCUCUGAGGCCGGUGGAGGACACGGACGCCAUUCUGAACGUUACCCUGCAGGUCACGCUCUCGCACAUCAUCGACAUGGAUGAGCGAAACCAAAUCUUGACAGCCUACUUGUGGAUACGACAAGUGUGGCUGGACGCGCAUCUCCAAUGGAGUAAGGACGACUACGAUGGCCUGGAUACCAUCCGUAUACCGAGCAGUUAUGUAUGGAGGCCCGAUAUAGUCCUAUAUAACAAUGCCGACGACCACUUCACGGGCUCCAUGGACACCAACGUGGUGAUCCGCCACGACGGCCAGAUCAUGUGGGAUUCGCCGGCAAUCACCAAAAGCUCCUGCAAGGUGGACGUGUCCUUCUUUCCCUUUGAUGCGCAGCAGUGCAGGUUCACCUACGGCUCAUGGACCUACAACGGCAACCAGCUGGACAUCGUGAACGCCAUGGAGAGCGCCGACCUGGCCGACCUGGUGGACAACGUGGAGUGGGAAGUCCUGGGUAUGCCGGCCAAAAGGAACAUCGUUUUGUACGGCUGCUGCGCCGAACCUUACCCCGACGUCACCUACACGCUGAAACUCAAGAGGAGGGCGUCCUUCUACGUCUUCAACCUGCUGAUACCGUGCGUGAUGAUCUCCUUCCUGGCUCCGCUGGGCUUCUACCUGCCCGCAGACUCUGGAGAGAAAGUGUCUUUGGGCGUCACGGUGAUGCUGGCGCUGACCGUUUUUCAACUGCUGGUCGCCGAGAUUAUGCCACCGUCGGAGAAUGUCCCGCUCAUCGGAAAGUACUACAUUGCCACCAUGACCAUGAUCACGGCCUCCACCGCCUUGACCAUCUUCAUCAUGAACAUUCACCACUGCGGCCCGGACGCCAAGCCCGUCCCCAAGUGGGCCAAGAAGGUCAUUCUGCAGUACAUGGCUAGAAUGUGUUUUGUUUACGAGGUCGGGGACAACUGCAUGUCUUCCCGGUCGGAGAAGCGGGAACCUCGGCUGGUGACAAAGCGUAGCAUGAAUGGCUUGGCGGAUCGGACCUGCGCGACGGAGGCGCUUUUCCCCCUGAGCGCGGAGGAAAGCGAAGACCGAGAUGGGCUGAUGGGGAGCGGCGCAUCGGUCAGCUACCGUGACUCGAGCGGCAUGAGGAGAAGCCGGAAAGGCGGCGUGAGCGAGGCUCCCUGUGACAAGACGAAUCUGCUCUUGGCUAAUGUGGAGUACAUUGCCAACUGCUACAGGGAGCAGAGGGCCACUCAAAAGAAGACUGGCGAGUGGAAGAAGGUGGCCAAGGUACUGGACCGCUUCUUCAUGUGGUUGUUCUUCAUCAUGGUCUUCUUCAUGAGUCUUCUAAUCAUGGGCAAAGCCAUCUGACACAUUUCUGUGUGGAUGGUGAAGGGAACAUACCACGCGGCACCGCCCACUUUUACAACAUCAUCGUUCGAUUCAGAUGUAAAAGCCCAAAUGUUGACCUCUUCUCCUAUUUUGAUGAUUUGGCCUCCCUGUUGAGAAAAAAAUAAAAUCCUAUCCUAGUCU
This is a messenger RNA of Syngnathus acus (greater pipefish), 1755 nucleotides long. Its product is annotated as neuronal acetylcholine receptor subunit alpha-10-like. The transcript is spliced from 5 exons. Gene Ontology annotation, biological process: signal transduction; monoatomic ion transmembrane transport; chemical synaptic transmission. The coding region runs from base 118 to 1593 and encodes 491 amino acids. The record is from RefSeq and is a predicted model, not a curated record. Gene Ontology annotation, cellular component: postsynaptic membrane; neuron projection; synapse. Lineage: Eukaryota; Metazoa; Chordata; Actinopteri; Syngnathiformes; Syngnathidae. Gene Ontology annotation, molecular function: transmembrane signaling receptor activity; acetylcholine-gated monoatomic cation-selective channel activity.